AUGUCUGCCACUGCUGCUAAUCGUGUCUCGGUUCUGAUGAACCAUCUCUCUGCAGCUCCCUCCUCUGCGACCCACCCCGCGGGACUUCUUGCUCAGCAGGUCGCUAUCGUUACUGGUGCUGGCCAGGGAAUUGGAGGCGCUACAGCCUUGCUCUUUGCUAAAGAAGGCGCCAGUGUCGUUGUCAGUGACCUUGACGAUACCAAGGGCAAGGCCAUUGCUGAGCAGAUCACUAAGGCUGGAGGAAAGGCCAUUGCUGUCAGCGGCGAUGUUACUGACCCUGCUUUCCCAGAGCGCCUCAUCGAGGAAACCAUCAAGGCGUUCGGAAAGAUCAACAUUAUUGUCAACAACGCAGGUUAUACCUUUGAUGGCAUGACCCACAAGACGACAGACAAGCAGUUCCAGCUCAUGUUGGACGUCCACAACGUUGCACCGUUCCGCAUCCUUCGCGCUGCAUCCAAGUACAUGCGCGUCAAGGACAAUGAGCCCCGCUCCAUUGUCAACGUAUCAUCGACCUCCGGCUUGCACGGAAACGUUGGCCAGGCCAACUACGCGACUGCGAAGGCCGGUAUUGUCGGCCUCACCAAGACCAUUGCUAAGGAGUGGGGCGCAUUCGGAGUCCGAUGCAACACUGUAGCAUUCGGUUACGUCGACACACGCUUGACACGCGCCAAAGAGAACGGAGAGACUAUGGUCGUGGAUGGCCAAAAGAUUGCGUUGGGCAUUCCGAUGGGAGCCAAGAAAGAGACCCCACCACCCGCAGUCGUCUUUGCGGACACUCCUCUGAAGCGUGCAGGACAUGUGGAUGAAGCAGCCGGAUCGGUGCUGUUGCUGUGCAGCCCCUUCGCAUCGUAUAUUACAGGACAUACUCUCGAGGUCACUGGCGGAAAGGGUAUCUAA
Molecule: messenger RNA, 897 nt
Organism: Gamsiella multidivaricata
Lineage: Eukaryota; Fungi; Mortierellomycota; Mortierellomycetes; Mortierellales; Mortierellaceae
Exons: 5
Coding region: 1-897 (298 amino acids)
Molecular function (GO): oxidoreductase activity, acting on the CH-OH group of donors, NAD or NADP as acceptor
Source: RefSeq, a predicted model, not a curated record